AUGGCUCAAUCAACUGAAGAAUCAUAUUUGGAUAAAUUACUUAGAACUCGUUAUCCACUUACGUAUUAUCUUAGUCGACAACAACAGUUUGUCAAAGUUUAUUCAACGACGCAAACGAUUGCAGCACCAACUCCUUCUUCUGAAUCUUCAAUAAUCGUAGUACAUAAACAAAAAGUACCAUUACCAGCACCACCAUGUUUUAAUGUACCUGAUACACUCGACUUUAAUGCAUCAGAAUAUGAACAAAAUAAUGAAAUGGAUCAAAGUUUAGAAACGGAAGAAGUUGUUACACACGAAUAUGAUGAAACAAUUUUGUUAAAAAAUAACAAUAAUCGAAUCAAUGAAAGUAAUAGUGAUAUAAAUAAAAUUAAUUCGUCAACCAUCAAACGUACAUCAGCAAUUCAAUUAGAAUUUUCACCAUAUGAAUAUAAUUCUCCAUUAAAACAAGCGAUACAAAAUGGUUUAAAUAUUAUCAAUAAAUAG
Rotaria sp. Silwood1 is the source of this 483-nucleotide messenger RNA. The record is from the annotation of a GenBank genome assembly. NCBI's taxonomy places the organism in Eukaryota, Metazoa, Rotifera, Eurotatoria, Philodinida, Philodinidae.